Molecule: messenger RNA, 1560 nt
Organism: Amblyraja radiata (thorny skate)
Lineage: Eukaryota; Metazoa; Chordata; Chondrichthyes; Rajiformes; Rajidae
Gene: mrm3a
Product: mitochondrial rRNA methyltransferase 3a
Exons: 4
Coding region: 34-1491 (485 amino acids)
Biological process (GO): RNA processing
Molecular function (GO): RNA methyltransferase activity; RNA binding
Source: RefSeq, a predicted model, not a curated record
GCCUAGUGCGCAGGCGCGACGUUGCCGGCUAAGAUGGCGGCGCUCAGGGUGCUCGUGUUUGGCGGGGCCGUCGCCCGCCUCUCCCUCCCGGCCGCUCCUCUCCCAUUCCCGGCCGCUGCGGGGAGGCGCUACGUGAGAGCGCUGAGGAGGAGGCCCAUCGAGGUGCUGGACACUCGGCGGCAGGGAGCUGCUGGGGCCGGGGAGGCUCCUCCCGGCCGGGAGAGGCCAGGGCUCGGUGGGCCCGCCCGGCAGACGGAGGUUCAGCUCGGUGGUCGGGCCGGGCAGCUGCCCCUCGGCCGGGAGAGGACUGGACUUCGUGGUCCGGCCGGGCAGAAGGAGCUUGGACUCGGUGGUCCGGCCGGGCAGGAGGGACCUGGGCUCCGUGGUCGUUCUGGACAGCUGCCCCUCGGCCGGGAGAAGACUGGACUUCGUGGUCCGGCCGGGCAGGAGGGACCUGGGCUCCGUGGUCCGGCCGGGCAGUUGCCCUUCGGCCCCGGCCUGUCGUUCGAGAGGGCGUUCCCCGGAGACAAGCGGCUGGCAAAAGUUAUGACCAUUGUGAAGUCCAAGAAAUUCCGUAACCAGCAUGGGAAAAUCCUACUGGAGGGUUGGCGGCUGAUAGCGGAUGCCUUGAAAGCCGGAGCGUCGCUGGAGACCCUCUUCUUCAGUAACAUGGACAGCGUGAAGGAAUUGCCUCCGGAGAAACUGAAGCACGUUAAAUUGAUCAAAGUGAAGUUUGACGAGAUUAAGAUGUGGUCUGAGCUUGUAACUCCCCAGGGAGCACUCGGAAUUUUUGUUAAGCCAGAAUAUUCAAAGAUGAAGUAUCCAAUUCAACAAGAGCACACCGUUCCCCUCUUCCUCAUUUGUGACAACAUCCGAGAUCCCGGGAACCUGGGCACAAUAUUACGAUCUGCAGCGGCAGCUGGCUGCAGUAAGAUAUUAUUGACCAAAGGUUGUGUGGAUGUGUGGGAGCCCAAAGUGCUUCGGGCCGGAAUGGGUGCUCACUUCCGCAUGGCCGUGAUAGCGAGCCUGGAGUGGGAGGUGGUUCCCAACUACAUCUCCAACAGCACCUGUGUCCACGUGGCGGACCAUUCCUACCCGGUUGUCGGCAACCCCUCGGCCCUACCCGGACCCCUGUCUGCGGGUGACCGGAGCUGCAGGUCUUCGCGCACAGCGGAUGAGUACGAGGAGAGCGACAGCAAGGACGAGGAGCGAGAGUGCUCGCUCUCGCUGCCCAAGGUGGACACUCAGAGUUGCUACCAGCCGUGGGCGAUGGAACAGACGGCCAUUGUGGUGGGUGGGGAGACGCACGGCCUCAGCCUAGAGGCUCUCUUGUUGGUGGAGAAGACGAGAGGGCGGAGACUGUACAUUCCCAUCACUCCGGGCGUGGAGAGCCUCAAUUCGGCCAUGGCGGCAUGCAUUUUACUCUUCGAGGGCCGGCGGCAGCUCUUGCUUCAGGCAACAAACGCCAACAGGACUCCAACAAGCCAGUAGUAACAUCGCUGUUCUAUGAUCAAAAACGAGCAAAAAAAAUAAAACAAGUGCAUCCUUUACAAUCUCUAA